AGUUUGUUAAAAAAUUCACCAUCCAAAAGUGAAAAGAAGCCACCAUGGCGGAAAUUAUUAUGGAUAAAGCAAGAUUAUCCAGAUGACCAUGUGGACGAUACUUUUUUAGAUGAAUUACAAAAAAAUGUCAACGUUAGGGCAUACGAUUAUUGGACUGUUGUUAUGGAAUCAACUGUGAUUUCACAACAUAUUAGCAGCAUCGUUAUAUUCAUUGCUGUUUUCAUAGAUCUUUUUUGGGGCAGACUAUCUGCACAAAAUUUAAUUAUAAACGGGACGGUACUGACUAUUAUUGGAUACAUAUUUUGGGAUAAGAGAUGGAAGACAGCCAAAGGUGCUGUUUUAUUUUUUGUGACACUUUUGGGAUUAUCUCCAAUCCUAAAGACACUAACAAAAGAUACUAGUAGUGAUACUAUUUGGGCAUUGACUGUGAUAUUAUUUCUUGCUAAUAUGUUAUUUCAUGAUUAUGGUUCUGAAAAUCGAACAAAUAUCAAGUUUCCGGGUUCUGUAUCAACAAAUGCUGCAAUUUUUGCAUCCGUAUUAUUGGCAUCACGAUUAGAAGUAAAUUCUCAUGUAUUUGGUUUGAUGUUAUUUGCUGUUGAAUGUGAAAUUCACGGGCCAUGGGAUGAGGCGAGGCCAAAACUUCAACAAACUAGAACAACACCUAACGAAUAA
This is a messenger RNA of Racocetra persica, 672 nucleotides long. Lineage: Eukaryota; Fungi; Glomeromycota; Glomeromycetes; Diversisporales; Gigasporaceae. The record is from the annotation of a GenBank genome assembly.